GCUCCGCUUCCUGCCUGUACGGGGGAGAACCGCUGCUGCUCCCUCCGUGCGCCGGUCUACACUCUGCGUGCUGGUGUAAUGGUGGCAACAUGGCGCACAACGAAACACAUCCGUUCUGGGAACUGCUCAACUCCUUCAACCUGGGUAACUUGAUUCUGGCCUUCUGUCUGUCCAUGCUGGUGGGCCUGCUCCUGGGAGCUCUGGUCUACGUGCUGCUGACGUGGGCGUCUCGGCGCCGGGCCUCGGCCCGGAUCACCAGGCGCUGUAAGAAGCGGUCCGGGGCCUCGCAGACACAACACGCCGCCAACAACCCGCUGGGUCUGUACCGAAGCACCUUCCUCAGUGUCUGCCGUCAGCCCUCGGUGGAGCCGGUGGGCCCACUGGGGAGCAAGCCCGCCGCUGGGGCCUCCACCUUCCGCCCGCUGCCCAGACUAGGGGGAGGGGGCGGGGACACGGAGGUGGACAUGCCCGACGACACGGCAGCUCCCAACUCAUCCGAUUCCACAUCUUUGGUGCCAAACAAGAGGAACUCCUUCUGGUUGGGCGGGAACGGCCUCAAAGGCUUCCUGCCGUCCCAGACGCCGCCUCCCGCGUACGACAGCGUCAUCGACGCUUUCCAAGAGACUCGAACCUGAUGCUGCUUACCUGGAUUUAAGAAGACCACGGGGGGGGGGCCUGGGGGGUAGAGAACGCGAUUUUUAACAUCAAACAUUUGAACAGCUGAAUGUGUUCCAGGCAGUGGCGGCUGGUCCUACAAAUGUUUGGGGGGGGGGCAACUUAGCUUGGGGCAGCACCCCUGACUGCUGCUUUAACGUCCCCCCAGUCACACAGGUAUUCAGAAGGACCAUGUGGCCUAUACAUGUUAUCAGGGUUGGUAGACGGUGGAUGAUUGACAGUCGAGACGAGGCGUGGCGGUGGGUGUGAACAUGAUUGACAGCCACGAGAAUUGUCCAAUCACAUGAGAUCAAAAAACACGAAAACAAUACCAAUUCACUGCCAAUAAAAGUGGGCGUGUCUGGGGCAGCACAGAACAGCGCCCCCUGGAAAACCUGAACAAACCAAUCAGACAGCAGCCUCAGGUCACCUGCUCGCCACAAGUCUGAGGGCUUACAUAAGGUAUGGUUUGGCCGGCGCCCCUCACCCAGGAAGUAUAUGUAUUCAGACAGGAAGUAUAUGUAUUCGGACAGGAAGUAUAUGUAUUCAGACAGGAAGUAUAUGUAUUCAGACACAAAUCAACCGAACCCCAUUUGAAGCAGUAUUUGAUGCUUCUGACAGGCGCUCACAGACUGACAACACUUGUAUUUCAUCAUUAGUAAAUCACUACACAACUACAUUAUAUUUAACAUGUAGCUUUUCAUCUCUUGAUAUUUGAAGGAGGCAGCGCUCCCGCGCCCUCUACUGGUCAGCCGCCACUGGUUCCAGGACUGGUUUGUUGUGUUUUAUUAAAAUAAAUAAAUAAAGACUGACGGUUUUGUCCAUCUCAGAGAGCGACUUGGCCCUCUUUGGGGUGCCGAGCCGCCGGUUGGGAAACAGCGCCGCUCACAGGAGGAUUGUGUUGGUGGUGCGAGAACCACACAGACACUGGGUGACUCACUUACACCAUGUUGAAUAACAAUAAAGACAAAAUGUGAUAUUU
Messenger RNA from Lampris incognitus (smalleye Pacific opah), 1636 nucleotides. It is a transcript of the gene myct1b, whose product is annotated as myc target 1b. Gene Ontology annotation, cellular component: nucleoplasm. Lineage: Eukaryota; Metazoa; Chordata; Actinopteri; Lampriformes; Lampridae. The coding region runs from base 90 to 635 and encodes 181 amino acids. The transcript has 2 exons. The record is from RefSeq and is a predicted model, not a curated record.